This is a messenger RNA of Misgurnus anguillicaudatus (oriental weatherfish), 4979 nucleotides long. The record is from RefSeq and is a predicted model, not a curated record. NCBI's taxonomy places the organism in Eukaryota, Metazoa, Chordata, Actinopteri, Cypriniformes, Cobitidae.
CAAGGCUAACGUCUUUCACAUUCGAACAGCUACAGAAGAUAAACAGAAUGAUGAAAAUGAUCAAAGCCCCGCUAAAGGAAAUUAUAUCACAUGUCUCUUCUGCAAAGACAGAAAGCAUAAGAUUCAUAGCUGUUCUAAAUUUUUGGCAAAACCCCUGGAAGAGAAACGGAAAUAUGUGAAGGAGAACAAACUCUGCUACGGUUGCAUGAAACCGGGCCACGCUGCAAAAGACUGCCGUCACCGUUUGUCCUGUGACAGCUGCAAAGGUAGACAUCCAACAUGUCUGCAUGAUGAAAACUACACAAAGAAAUUCAUCCCUGCACCAGUCUCAAACCAAGGUGACACAGAGACAACUACUGCUACAUCUCACAAAGUAGAGAAUCAUGAAACAUCCACCAAUACUUCGAUGAUCGUGCCAGUGUGGGUAUCAACUGAGAGGAAUCCAGGCUCUGAAAAACUUGUUUAUGCUCUGCUUGACACCCAGAGUGAUACUGUGUUUAUCGAACGAGAAUUGAGCAACAAGCUACAUGCUGACUCCUGUCCUGUGAGACUGAAAUUAACAACUAUGACUGCAAAGGAUGUUAUCAUGCCGAGUGAAAGAGUGUCGGGACUCAAAGUAAGAGGCUACAAUUCCUCUGUUGUUCUCAGUCUGCCUCCUGCCUACACUAAGGACUCUAUUCCAGUGAGCCGUACUCACAUCCCUACUUGUGACACAGCACGACAUUGGAAGCAUCUUUCUACAAUAGUGGACAAAAUUCCACCUCUGCAAGAUUGUGAGGUUGGCCUUCUCAUAGGCUACAGCUGUCCAAGGGCUUUGGCACCAAAAGAGGUGAUUUUGGGAGGAGACGAUGAACCCUAUGCAAUUCAUACAGACCUAGGAUGGAGCGUUGUUGGUCGUCUGUCAUCAGACCAGGAAUUGCAAAGUUUCAAUACCAUUUGUCAUCGAGUAAGUAUUAAAGAGCUCCCCCCAGUGACUCCAGCAGAUGUUAUUAAAGUAUUGGAGUCUGACUUCAAAGACGAUGGUGAAGACAAUAAAACUGUCUCACAAGAUGACAUCCUCUUCUUGACCAAACUGCAGCAAGGCAUCAGGAAGAAUGAUUACGGACAUUACGAGAUGCCUCUCCCUUUCAGAGCAAGACCUCAUUUGCCUAACAAUAAACAGCUUGCCAUUCUAAGGCUCAAUCAUCUCAAAAGGAAACUGUUGAAAGAUGAAAGGUACAAGGAACACUACGUAAGGUUCAUGGAAGAGGUAGUUGAAAAGGGUGAUGCAGAAGAAGUAUAUAAGGAAGGAAAGGAUGGAGAGAACUGGUACAUCCCUCAUCACGGGGUGUACCAUCCCAAAAAGCCAGACAAGCUCCGUGUUGUCUUCGACUGCUCCGCCAAGUACCAGGGUACCAGCCUUAACGACCAUUUACUCCAAGGUCCAGAUUUAAUGAAUAAUCUGACUGGUGUUCUUGUAAGGUUCAGACAACAUCCCGUCGCCCUUAUGUGCGAUGUGGAAAAGAUGUUUCACCAAUUUCAUGUGGAAGAAGCAGAUCGAAAUUACCUCUGUUUUCUCUGGUGGAAAAAUGGAAACUUGUCUUCACACCCACAAGAAUACCGAAUGAAGGUCCAUCUUUUCGGUGCUACUUCAUCACCUGGAUGCGCCAACUAUGGCCUAAAACAUCUCGCUAAGGAAUAUGAGUCCAUGUAUCCCCUUGGCUCAAAAUUCAUCACAACAGACUUCUAUGUAGAUGAUGGUGUCACCAGUGUAGCCAGUACAGAAGAAGCUGUCCAGGUAGCAAGAGAAGCUCGUCAACUGUGCGCCUUAGGUGGCCUUAGACUGCACAAAUUUAUUUCCAAUGACAGAGUUUUUCUGGAUAGCAUUCCAGUUUCUGAACGAGCUGUUGAAGUAAAGUCGUUUGACCUCAACUUCGACGAGACACCCCUAGAGAGAGCUUUAGGGAUCCACUGGCACAUUGAUUCUGACAGAUUUAGAUUCUCUGUUGACCUCAAAGACCAGCCAGCAACACGCCGUGGCAUACUGUCCACAGUUGCAUCACUGUACGAUCCGCUGGGCUUUAUUGCUCCUUUCCUGCUCAGUGGAAAAUUGGUGCUUCAGGAAAUGUGCAGAAACGGAACAGGCUGGGAUGAUCCCCUUCCUGAAGAAUUACAGCCAAGGUGGGAGCUUUGGAAAGCUGAUCUUGUGAACUUGGAGCGGAUCAAUAUACCUCGCUGCUAUGCGCCUGCAAACUUUGGAAAGGUCAUCAAAAGAGAACUUCAUCACUUCUCUGAUGCCAGUAACAGCGGAUAUGGCCAGUGUUCCUAUUUAAGAUUAACAAGUGAAGAAGGAAACAUCCAUUGUGCCCUGGUCAUAGGGAAAUCAAGAGUUGCUCCCAUUAAGAUCCAGACCAUUCCCAGGCUCGAACUGACGGCUGCCGUCAUCUCAGUUGCCAUGAGCAAAAUGCUGAAACAGGAGCUGAAGUAUCCAGACAUAGAAGAACAUUUCUGGACCGAUUCUCAAGUAGUUUUGGGAUACAUAAACAACGAAGCACGGCGUUUUCACACGUUCGUGGCAAACAGAGUCCAGAAGAUCCACCUCAGCACUAAUCCUCAACAGUGGAGAUAUGUUCCCACUAAUGAAAACCCAGCUGACCAUGCGUCAAGAGGUUUGAACGCUGGUGAGAUUCUUACCUCAAACUGGUUGACAGGGCCAAGUUUCCUAUGGAAGAAAGACAUACCUCCUGUUGCAGAUAUUGACAUCGCACUAGCAGUUGGAGAUCCUGAAGUGAGACAAGUUCAGACACUGAGUACAGAAACAACAGAAAUCAGCCUCUCAGACCGCUUGUUGAAGCUGUCUUCAUGGUCUAGAGCUGUCCAAGCUGUAGCUCGCCUUGUUCGCCGAGCCAAAGGAGAUAAGUCCAACAGUCAUAGUACUGUAGCUGAACGAGAAAACGCCAAAUGCAUCAUCAUUAAGGACUUACAAAGAAACACCUAUCCUAAGGAUAUCAAGUUGUUGAGCAAAGGAGCCCAGCUGUCACCUGGCAGCAAGUUAUAUCAUCUUGAUGCCUUCCUAGAUCAAAAAGGAGUACUCAAGGUGGGAGGGAGGCUUUGCAAUGCACCCCUACCCAACUCAGUCAAACACCCAGCAGUCAUACCUAAAGAUCACCACAUAACAAAGAUGAUUAUCUCUCAAUGUCAUGUGAAUGUCAAACACCAAGGAAAGGGCCUUACAAUUAAUGAGAUCAGAUCACAAGGCUACUGGAUUCCAGGUAUGAACAGAGCAGUAGCUUCUCAUGUGCAUCAUUGUGUAACAUGUCGGAAGCUCAGGAGACCCACAGAGGAACAAAGAAUGGCUGACCUCCCUUCAGAGCGUACAAAUCCAUCUCCACCAUUCACGUACUGUGGUAUGGACUGCUUUGGUCCUUUUAUCACCAAACAGAGUCGGAAAGAACAUAAAAGGUAUGGCCUUCUCUUCACAUGUUUCAGCUCCAGAGCUAUUCAUAUUGAAAUGCUUAAUGACAUGUCAACAGAUGCCUUUAUCAAUGGCCUGCGCUGUUUCAUUGCAUUACGGGGAGCAGUACGUGAAAUCAAAUGUGACCAAGGCACCAACUUUGUAGGAGCCAAGAAUGAGCUUAAGAAUGCUCUCAAGGAGAUUGACAAGGAUCGUCUGACAGUGUUCUUAGCUGAGAAGCAGUGCGACUUUGUCCUAAAUGCGCCCCAUUCAAGCCAUGCAGGUGGAAUAUGGGAAAGACAAAUCAGAACAGUGAGAAAUGUUCUACGCUCAACUCUCUCGCUUUCUUCUGACAGACUGGACGAUGCAUCACUCAGGACAUUCCUUUAUGAAGCAAUGGCAAUCGUAAACAGUAGACCACUCUCGGUCGACAACCUAAAUGACCCCAACAGCCUUGCACCUCUCACUCCUAAUAACCUGCUUACCAUGAAGUCUGCUCCAGCAUUACCACCACCAGGCAGAUUCCUCAGGGAAGACAUCUAUGCACGGAAAAGGUGGCGACAUGUCCAGUAUCUCGCCGAGCAGUUUUGGAGUCGUUGGCGUAAGGAGUAUUUAUCCAACAUUGCCACCAGACAGCGCUGGCACACAGCAAAGAGAAACCUGCAAGUAGGAGAUAUUGUCAUGGAGAAGGCUGACAAUCUGCCCAGAAAUGAGUGGCGGCUGGCCAGAGUUACAGAAACUACUACAGAUAAAGACGGGCUUGUGAGAAGGGUUAAGAUAUGUCUUGGUGACCGGCAUCUGGAAAAGGAUGGUCGUCGCCUUAACAAGCUGUCUGUCAUUGAAAGGCCAGUCCAGAAGCUGAUACUGUUGCUAGAGGCCGUCUAGCCGCUUCCAGAUACAACCACGUGUAUCCUUUUCAUUAUAUUGGGUUUUCAGUUAAAGGUUACUUUUUUACUUUAAGUCUUUAAAAAUCAUUGGUAAUUUAUAUUCCUUAAUGCCAUAUAAAUCACUCAUGAUUUGGUGGGAGUGUAAAUGACCAUUAAAUCCCCCAUCAAUGAAGUGAGCUGACACAUUUACCUCCAGCUAUAGAGGGCGAUGUUGUCAAGGAACUAUACAAAAAGGCUUUCACCAAAAGGACUUUAUUGCUAAACUUUGAGCAAAAUGCUGCUAAAGAACUAUUUAUUUAUUUUUGCUUUAGUUAAAUAUUGAUUUUGUUGAAUGCUUAAAGUGUACUUUUUUGUGAUUUGUUUUGCAAGAGUGCUUAUGUUUUUACCACAUACUUUUAUUUUGAAAUAUGAGAGGAAGUGCGGAGGCGCUGUGUGUGUAUUUUCGCGCACUUUCUAAGGGAAGCGUCAGUCUGAUUAACGCUACCGGAGACGUAAGGUGAACGUUUUGUACAUGCUGUUAAAAAAGGUUUAUUUCUCCAACUAAGCUCCUGGCUGACAAAGGGCACAAGCUCUUACGGUGUUUGUCCUAGAAAUUAAAUCUUUCAUAAACAUCAGUUGAGAGUCAGUUGUCAUCUGUUCAGCCGGGGAUGCUACAAUCA